AGUGAAAGACGAAUAGAGCAGCAACAACCGUUCACGUGUUGUGCCGAAAGUGUUCACAAGCAGAAAGUUGAGUUGGAGAAAAAUGAGGAUGGCUCGUAUAAGACGUCAAAUUUCUAUCAGAACGAAAUGGCCAGACCGUUGAAGCACAAAGCCGAUGGCGAGUCAGAAGAUCAAGUGAGUAAAGUUCUGCUCUACAUCGAAUCAGUUGUUUAUUUCAUUUAUGCCGUUGCUGUGCAGCUGCCAAAUCGUCCGGAUGGUCGCCAGCAGCAAAGGUAUUCGUAUGGGAUGUUACGCGAUACAGCUGAAUUGCUCAAGUGA
This is a messenger RNA of Anisakis simplex (herring worm), 318 nucleotides long. The record is from the annotation of a GenBank genome assembly. NCBI's taxonomy places the organism in Eukaryota, Metazoa, Nematoda, Chromadorea, Rhabditida, Anisakidae.